Dunckerocampus dactyliophorus (ringed pipefish) is the source of this 2143-nucleotide messenger RNA. It is a transcript of the gene stx18, whose product is annotated as syntaxin 18. Gene Ontology annotation, cellular component: membrane; SNARE complex; endoplasmic reticulum. The record is from RefSeq and is a predicted model, not a curated record. The coding region runs from base 52 to 1023 and encodes 323 amino acids. Gene Ontology annotation, biological process: retrograde vesicle-mediated transport, Golgi to endoplasmic reticulum; intracellular protein transport. The transcript is spliced from 11 exons. Lineage: Eukaryota; Metazoa; Chordata; Actinopteri; Syngnathiformes; Syngnathidae. Gene Ontology annotation, molecular function: SNAP receptor activity.
GUUUGUUUACAGUGGUUUACACGGCUCCCUGCGCUUGGUGGUGUUACAGAUAUGGCUGUGGAUAUAACUUUGCUUUUCAAAGCCAGUGUCAAAACAGUGAAAACCAGAAACAAGGCGAUUGGAAUAGGCUUCGAUUCUACCAAAGAUGAAAUUUUCAAGAGGAGCAGACCGAAGAAUGGCUUCUCUCCGAAGGCGAAAGAAGUGAUCACAAACAUCACCAAGCUCAAAGACUUUUUACUACAACACAGGAAGGAUUAUGUGAGUGCUGGAAGUCUCAUCUCAUCAGACCUCUCCCGCAUGACAGAUAAUGAACGCGAUCAGAUUGACCAGGAUGCCCAGAUCUUCAUGAGGACAUGUUCCGAGGCCAUCAAGCAGCUACGCACUGAAGCUGAGAAGCAGGUGACAUCAGCUCAAACUAAAGAACACAGAGGUGCUGUCUUGGACCUCAUUGAAAUGUAUUUGAAAGGAGUAUGUAAGCUGUAUUCGGAGCAGAGGGCCAUACGAGUCAAGAGAAUGGUGGACAAGAAGAGGCUGUCACGACUAGGAUCUGACCAGCACAGGCGUGUGGAGAAAAUAGCAGAUGAGGAGCCUGCGGAAGAAAGGACUUUAAAUGGGGAGAGUGUAGACAAGAGUGCUUCAGAGGUGCUGGAUCACAGCGUCAACCUGUGGGAAGAGGGCAGAGUAGAGGACGAGCUUUCUCCCGAGGAGAUCCAAAUGUUUGAACAAGAAAACCAGAGGCUUGUCAGUGAAAUGAACAACCUGGUGGACGAAGUGAGACAAAUUGAGGGGAAGGUGGUGGAAAUCUCAAGACUUCAGGAGAUCUUUUCGGAGAAAGUCCUCCAACAAGAGACGGAGAUAGAUAACAUUCAUCAAUUGGUCGUGGGUGCAACAGAGAACGUUAAAGAAGGAAAUGAGGAUAUACGGGAGGCGAUCAAAAACAAUGCUGGCUUCCGUGUAUGGAUCCUCUUCUUCCUGGUCAUGUGCUCUUUCUCGCUGCUCUUCCUGGACUGGUAUGACAGCUAAUGGAGCCCCCACCAUGGACCAAAGCACGGUGAAGAUGAUGACACCUCAGACUGAGUCGUUUUGUUAUGUUGGACUAUAAAGUCACCAGACUGUUAACAGAGAUUCCGACGGCCUCCUCAUGGCCAGAGUUAGUCAUCUGUUAAACAUUUGAGCACAUUGUCCACUUUAACUGUUGGAAGGAACGAUGGUCCUCAGUGGCGGUAGCACCAAAAAACAUUUAUAGUCACGUCAAUGUCCGACUGAAAAACAGAUGUACUUUCUGUUCCUCCUCCUCCUUUUUAACAACAACAUUAAUGUACUUGAAGUUUCCCCACAGGCUUGUUAUUAUAAUGGCUUUGCGGUCUUGUGGUUUUUUUUUAUGUGUAACAAUAAUACAGGCUGUAUGUCCAUAAGUCAAACAUUGAGAAUGGUCUGCCUGCAUGCCUGCAGAAGCAGAAUGGAUGACUAUUAAAGCAGCUCAUUUCUCACUUUCUUGUCAUUUUGACAGGUUUGACCAUCCUUUUUUGGCUUCAGACUAUAAUUUGAUGACAGAUGAUAAGUUGAACUCUGUCAAGCUUGUAGAUCAGAUCAACAGCAGCAGGCUUCUUCUGCUUAUUAUUUGCUGAAAGGGAUAUAUAAUUUUCUUUUGCCAGGGGUGUUCAGAGUGCUGCCCGAGGGUCAUUUUUAUUGUCAUAUUUACUCUGCAUAUUCUGAUAAUUAAAUUAUUCAAAUUAAAUAUUACACUAUUUUGCCAAUUGGCCUACAUUGGAUUGGUUUGUAGCAUCUUUUCGGCACAAAAUGGAUUUAAGUUGCCCUUUGAGUUUUUCUUUAGGCAGUCCUUGCUGGAGAAAGUCUGGACAUUGCAUCAUCUUAAUGUACGAUUGUAAAUGCACCACUAAAUCAUUAUGUAGAUUUGGCAAGGAUGUUGGUGGGAAACGUGGGCACUUUAUUUCAAUUCUUCAUUUAACAUUUAAUGUAGCAAAUGCACUUCAAUGGUAUUUAUUACAUUGUAUGAAAAUUAGGCAUUUGUGACCAUUUAACAGACAAGUACAGGGAAAAAAAAGCAUCAGGACAAGCAACAAACAAAGUAACAUCAAUGCUGAUGUUGCACAAUACAGAGUCGUUCCUAUCAAAGCAAAAA